Seriola dumerili (greater amberjack) is the source of this 4062-nucleotide messenger RNA. It is a transcript of the gene mctp2a, whose product is annotated as multiple C2 and transmembrane domain-containing protein 2-like. The record is from RefSeq and is a predicted model, not a curated record. Gene Ontology annotation, biological process: regulation of neurotransmitter secretion. Bases 102 to 3263 code for a protein of 1053 amino acids. Lineage: Eukaryota; Metazoa; Chordata; Actinopteri; Carangiformes; Carangidae. Gene Ontology annotation, molecular function: calcium ion binding. The transcript is spliced from 23 exons. Gene Ontology annotation, cellular component: synaptic vesicle membrane.
UGCUUGUUGGAGAAUUUGUUGCUGCUCUCGGUGGAAACUGAAUCAGUUUGUUGCUCUUUCAGGCUUUUCAGUAGAGGUCAACUGAACAGGUAUCACUCAAGAUGGAAACCAAGAAAAAGAAUUUCUUGGAGAACUUGCGUCUGAAGACUAAGUUGCCCAACCUGAAGAAGCCAGGUAAGAAGGCACUUGCCAAGCAGGGGAGGAGCCUGGCUCAUCGGCGCAGUAUUUCUGUACCAGACCUACGGUUGGUGCCAGGUGGAGCAUUUUCUACAGAUAAUGCCUUGUUGUCAACUGACUCUGAUACCUUUGGCAUCUCUCCCCGUCUGAGUGAUACUGAUUCUAAUGCAAGCGGCUCAGUCACUGAUGGACCACCUUUCACAGACAAACUCUAUGAAUCAGUCCCAGAAACUACAGUCUGGGUUCCUACAGCUCACAUGGGUGCAGGUUUGAAAAGGAUGAGUGGUCCAGUCGAGACACUGACCCUUUAUGAGGAAACUGAUGAUAUGAUAAAUCCAGGCUCAGAGGAUGACGUGAACUGGACUCGAGAAGCCUUGUAUGCACAAGUGAAUAAAAGAGCCCAUGGAAAUGUACCAACAUUUUCUGUUGACCCCAUUCCUGCACCAAGAUCAGUUUUUACUGACACACAAGUUCUUUCACUAAGACCAGACCUUGGAGAGAGAGAGAGUCUCAAUGGAGAAGAGAGAGUGCUCUCAGGUCCUCUUGCAGCAGCAGUGGCCAGAGCAAGCUCAUUGGGAGACCAAGUGAAGCCAAAUAUAGAAAAGAGGACCACACCAUUUGAACAGAGAAGGCCAUCAUCUGAAAAAGAGACACUGCAAACAUUCAGAAAAAAUGCUCUUAUUCCAGAUAGCAUUUUCCUGACAUUAGAUUCUCUGGGUACUCCUUUGGAAAGUGCUGAUGUUACCUCAAUGGACUCCGCCUGUGGCACCCCCAGUGAAGAGCAAGUCAACAUGCCCUGGACAACAGACUCGGAGGAACUGGACCGCGAACCUUGCCCUCCCUUUGUGAUGAGACAGUUCUCCACAGAAGAGGCUUUACUUGAAGAAGCUCAGAAUGAGGAAGGCCUGGAAGAAAUAGAGAUGUGCAGUGAACCGUAUGACUUCUUUGACGAAAAUCCGCAAGAUCCUUUAGAAAACUCUCAGGUUUUGACGGCUGGGCCUGAGGCUCAAGUACCUCUCCCGUUCCAGAGAUACCUCCUGAACAUCAACUUAAAGCAGGGAAGGAACCUGGUCAUCAGGGACAAGCGCUCUGGUACUAGUGAUCCUUAUGUGAAGUUCAAACUUGAAGGAAAACAGUUCUAUAAAAGCAAAGUGGUGUAUAAAAACCUGAACCCACAGUGGAACGAGUCCUUCUCUCAUCCUCUGCGAGAUCGAGAACACAUUGUGGAAGUUCGAGUCUAUGAUAAAAAUCGGACUGCUGAUGAGUUCAUGGGUUCCGGUGUUAUUCCCCUGAAAGAUAUUGAAUUGUACAAAACCUAUGAAAUGGAGUUGCGUCUUGAUGAUCCAAAAAGUAAAGAAAAUGACAUGGGGGUGAUUAUUGUUGAAGUCUGCUUAAUGUUCAGAGAUGCUACCAUCAAAAGAAGCCCUAGAUGGCCAGCAAAGAAGAAUAAGCAGAACCAGGCCACACCAACCCAGCGGCCAGCUGAACCAACGCAGAAGAACCAGCUGAAGAACCAGAUGUGGUCUGGGGUUCUCAGAUUCACCUUGAUAGAGGGACAGGACCUGCCUCAGUAUGGCCAUGGUGACAUUUAUGUCCGCUUUCGCCUUGGUGAUCAGAAGUACAAGAGCAAGAACCUUUGCAUUCAGGCCAAUCCCCAGUGGAGAGAGCAGUUUGACUUCAAUCAGUUUGAAGAUAACCAGGAACCUCUGCAGGUAGAGGUGUGCUCAAAGAGAGGGAGGAAGGGUGAGGAAUCAUGGGGAAUGUUUGAGAUUGACCUACCGAGAUUUUCACCUAAUGAGAGGCAGCUCUACACCCAUGUGCUGGACCCAGGAAAGGGCAGGUUGGUGUUUCUGGUCACCCUGAGACCCUGCUGGGGAGUCUCCAUCUCUGACAUUGGAACAGCUACCUUGGAGAAGCCUGAUGAGAAACACAAAAUAGUGGAGAAGUUUAGUUUAAAGAACUCACACAAAUGUGUGGGAGAGGUUGGCUUCCUUCAGGUCAAGGUUAUAAAGGCAAAUGAUCUGCCGCCAACAGACCUCAAUGGAAAAAGUAACCCCUUAUGUGUUAUUGAGCUCGGUAACAGCAAACUUCAAACUCACACCAUCUACAAGACCCUCAAUCCAGAGUGGAACAAAGCCUUUACAUUGCCAAUUAAGGACAUUCAUGAUGUGAUAGAGUUGACUGUCCUCGAUGAAAAUGGAGACAAAACCCCAAACUUUUUGGGAAAAGUGGCCAUUCCUUUACUGAGUGUUCAGAAUGGACAGCAGAUGUGUCUGUUCUUGAAGAAGGAAAACUUGGGAAGUGCAUCCAAAGGAAACAUCACACUGGUGCUGGAGGUUAUCUAUAAUAAAGUCAGGGCCGGUAUCAGAACCUUCCAACCGAAGGAGGAAAAAUUAAUGGAGGACAACCUGAAGUUCUCUAAAAAGGUUCUUGCCCGGAAUAUAUAUCGGGUUCGAAAAAUCAGCACAGCAGUUCUGUACACGUUACAGUACAUUAAAAGCUGUUUUCAAUGGGAGAGCACGCAACGGAGUCUAAUAGCCUUUCUGAUCUUCCUUGUGUCGGUGUGGCACUGGGAGCUCUUCAUGCUGCCCCUCUUCCUGCUUCUGCUCGUCAGCUGGAACUACUUCCAGCUCGCUGCAGGGAAGGCCAGCUCCAACCAGGACCUGGUGAACAUGAGCAUGGGUGACGACGAAGAGGAAGACGAGAAGGAGAGCGGAAAAAAAGGUUUGAUGGACAAGAUACAUAUGGUGCAGGAAGUGGUGCUGGUUGUCCAGAAUGUUUUGGAAGAACUUGCAAACAUUGGAGAACGAAUCAAGAACAUCUUCAACUGGUCUGUCCCCUUCUUGUCAUGCCUGGCCUGCUCGGUGCUGUUUGUGUCCACAGUGCUGUUAUAUUUCAUCCCACUGCGGUAUAUUGUGCUGAUAUGGGGCGUUAACAAAUUUACCAAGAAGCUGCGCAACCCAUAUACUAUUGACAGUAAUGAAAUACUGGAUUUCCUCAAGAGGGUGCCUUCUGAUGUUGAAAAGGUGCAGUACAGCGCGCUGAGAGCGCCCACCAGCCAGAGUCAGCCACGGAAGAAAAGGUAGGCUCCGCGGACACACUGGAUGAAAGGCUGGUCUCCUUUUGAAUAUGGUACGACGCAGUCUACCUGACAACAAUGCUCCAGCACUAGCAGAGCCCAUAACCCCGUCCACCCCACCAUAUCACCCUAACUCUGCCCCCUGCUGCUGAGGGGCAGCCAGCCGCUCUCUGGCUUGUGUGUUUGCCACUCCCCUGACAGGGGCUGUGAACUGCAGCAGCUAGGAGGGCAGCACAUGGUGCUGUCAAUCACAAGCCGGGAGGUAAAGAAAAGAGAGCGCUGUAAGGCUCAGCCUUCAUCUUUGGAUAUAAUUUAGAAAAGGAAUGAAAAGCGUGGGGUUUGGUUUACCUUAGACUUCCAUUGUUUUGCCUUUUUUGACUUUGGUGAAACUGAGAAAUUUGCCUUAAGGUAACAUUAAUACAAGCAUAACAAUUUAUGGAAAACAAACCACACUGAUAUUUUUUCUUUAUCCAUGUGUUAAUAUAAUUAAAGGUUAAAAGGUCAUAUAUCUUGCAGAUAUUGAAGUAAUCAGGGAGAAUUAAAUUGUUUUGUUGCACAUUUAAUAUAUUAGGACAGAGACUGAAUUCUACUGUCCUUGUUGUGGUAAGGAUUUAUUUUAUAUAACAUAUAUGCUGUCAGCCUUCUACAUUUGAUCUUAGCAACAAAUAUAUAUUUAUAUACUUAUGUGUAUUAUCUCUGGCAGACUUAAUUUUUUAAGUAAAGUUUCUAUGAUUUUAUGUCAUGUUAGAUUGAUUUGAGAGUUUAUUUUUACUCAGUAUCAUGUCUGCAUCAUCAAAUUGAACAUU